AUGCUUACACCUCACGGUUCGCUGGAUAUUUCAAAAAAAAGUAUUCUUUCUCUUUACCGUCUCAUCUUGAGAGAAGGAAAUCAAUUCCCGAACAAAAUUCAAAGAACAUUUGUUAAACAAAAAGCUGCUCAAAUGUUCCGAAUCAAAUACGAACAUGAUGAUGAAUUAAGAGAUGCUGUGAGGCUCGCAAUGACCCAUAUUGAUAAUAUUCGAGCACAAGUUGCUUCGCACAAAUUAAUGUAUGUGGAUGAUAGGUUGACACAAGAGGACUUUCAAAGACUGAAGAAAGAACAAGAAGAAAAGAAGACUGCUCAAUAUCGUAUCGAUGAAGCCUCAAAGUGGGAUCAAUAG
This is a messenger RNA of Naegleria lovaniensis, 351 nucleotides long. RefSeq lists its product as uncharacterized. Lineage: Eukaryota; Heterolobosea; Eutetramitea; Acrasida; Naegleriidae. Bases 1 to 351 code for a protein of 116 amino acids. The record is from RefSeq and is a predicted model, not a curated record. The transcript has a single exon.